CCGAUUCCUAAAUAUUAUCUUCCAUUCAUCAUUCUCCCAAUUAAUUGGCUCUCUUCUCUCCUCUUCUUUCCCUAUUUUUGCUCAAAAAAUAUUUUCCCGCCACCACUCGCCGCCGUAUGAUCUUUUUGGUGGCGGCGAUUACACCAUCUUUUUGUUAGUUUUAUUAAUAUGGGUUGCGGUGGCUCAAGGCUAGGAGGUGUGGCGGCGGCGAGAGCGGAUGAGGGUGGAGUUGUGCCACUUCCAGCCGGAAUACGCCCGCUUCUCCGGCGGAGACUAGAGGAGAUGAAGAAACGGAGCCAUGCAGGCGUUUUGAAAGGGAACCAAACGCUGUCGAAGAAGGAGCUUCUCCGGCACGGCUCCUCCGAGGACGGAGAAGAGACGGAGGAGAUCGACGACAGCUUGAAGUUAUCGGCUAAGGUGGCUCCGGCUCCUAAUCAUCACGUGGAAGAGAAGAAAGAGGUUAUUUAUGAGAAGAUUUCGUCGCAAAAUGAUUUUAAAGAGGUGGCAAAGGAGGAAGCUGUUGGGAAGAAACAGGAGGAGGAAGCUGUUGUGAAGAAACAGGAGGAGGAAGCUGUUGUGAAGAAACAGGAGGAGGAAGCUGUUGUGAAGAAACAGGAGGAGGAAACUGUUGUGAAGAAACAAGAGGAGGAAAAGCAUCAUGAUCGUGUUGAUGAGUCCAUUGAUGUUAAGAAGGAAGGAGAUGAUGUUGUUGAUCAUGAUGAGGUUAUCAAUGUUAAAAAGGAAGAAGAUGAUGGGGUAGAUCAUGAUGAAGGGAGGCUGAGCAACUUAGAUGAGAGGAUGAUAUGCCCUGGAUCUCCAAGCUUUAGGGUUUAUUGCAUUGAUGUUGCUUCUGCUGUUGAUGAAGAAGAAGAAAAAGAUGGAGAAGACACAAGAAAGUCGGUGGAAACCGAAAGCGUCAUCAUAGACGACACAAAAGAGGAUGAAAGCAUCGUCAAAAAAGAGAAAAGGGUAAGAAAAGGAAAGAGAUUCGGAAUCGCAUUGCCGAGGAAGUAUUUAUCCAAUGUGGCUGCACCGUGCUAUGCUGGUGGAGGAUGUAUGGGGAGCAACACUCAUUCUCGUCUGGUGCAAGAGAAAUCGAUCCAGUGAUUGAUGAUUAAAAUAUCAUGUAUGGUGAAGGAAGAACGAUGUGUGGUGUACGUACGGGGCGAUGAAUAAUCAUCAUUAACAACUCACAACGUAAACCAUUAAUAAGAUUUUAGAUCUUUAUUUGUGUUUAACAGACUAUUAUUUCAGAAUUUGUACGACCUCUUCUUCAUCUUUUGCUUUCUCUCAGGAUAAGUUAGUACUGUUUGACGAAGUUUACUUUUUGUUUUCACGUGGAAAGAUUUAAGUAAUUGAGCUUGUGCAGUAACCAAAAAGUGUUGUCUAUUUGUAACUGUGUUUUGAUUUUUCUUUUUGUGGCUAAAAUGUGAAAACGAUUGUUCAACAACAAAAUUAUAUACAUCACCCGGUGCAAAUUUCUAUAUAUGUAAAAUUGAAAAAUC
Thlaspi arvense is the source of this 1505-nucleotide messenger RNA. Lineage: Eukaryota; Viridiplantae; Streptophyta; Magnoliopsida; Brassicales; Brassicaceae. The record is from the annotation of a GenBank genome assembly.